AUGCCUUCCCAAAACGACAUCGCCAAACACUUCCGCACCCUCCACGACCCCCAAGACCCUAUAAUUCUCACAAACGCCUACGAUGCCAGCACCGCCUCGGUCAUCACCUCUCUCCCCAACACCCGCGCUCUCGCCACAGCCUCCUUCGCCAUUGCAGCUUGCCUCGGCGUCGACGACAAUGACCUCACAAAAGUCCAGAACCUAGCCGCCGCGCAGAUCAUCAUAUCAGCUGCCCACCGCAUCAAUCCUACCUUGCCCAUAACAGUCGAUCUCCAGGACGGCUACGGUGAGGACCUCCAUAGCUUGGCGGCGACGAUCAAGGACGUUAUCGCCUUAGGUGCAGUGGGCUGUAACUUGGAGGAUUUGAAUAAUGAGGCCGGUACGUUACGGCCGCUGAGCGAGGCAGUUGCGCGGGUGAGGACGGUGGUUGAGGCAGCGAAGGAGGCGGGCGUUCCUGAUUUUGUGCUGAAUGCGCGGACGGAUGUAUUGGCUCAGGAAGGGACGACGGUGGAUGAUGCCAUUAUGCGAGGGAAGGCCUAUUUGGAGGCGGGAGCUUGUACGGUUUUCGUUUGGGGUGGGCCUAAGGGAAGGGGUGUCUCGAAGAAGGAGGUGGAGCGUCUGGUGAGGGAGUUGAAGGGGAUGGUGAAUGUGAAGAUGGUUUUGAGAGAAGGGUUCUUGGGGAUCCAAGAAAUUCGCAAGUUGGGUGUUGCUAGGGUGAGUCUUGGGCCGGAACUGUGGAAGAGUGCGAUGCAGACGGUUAAGGAGCAGGCUAAGUCGUUGUUGGCCUGA
This is a messenger RNA of Penicillium longicatenatum, 789 nucleotides long. RefSeq names its product isocitrate lyase/PEP mutase family protein. Gene Ontology annotation, molecular function: catalytic activity. The record is from RefSeq and is a predicted model, not a curated record. The transcript has a single exon. Lineage: Eukaryota; Fungi; Ascomycota; Eurotiomycetes; Eurotiales; Aspergillaceae. Bases 1 to 789 code for a protein of 262 amino acids.